GGAAGGGGCCUCUUCUGAUGUUGAAUUAUGGGAAGUGUAGUGAUGUUUCUGUGUGUCCUUUUCCACGCAUGUUUAUAGGGUGGGGGUUUAUUCUGAAAUACUGCUGUUUCUCUAGGGAUCCUGGACGUGUGACUCAGAAUUUGUUUUUGUAGUUGGUUUCGCUUAAUGAGCGUGAUGAUGUGAACAGAGAAACAUGGGCUCCCUGCUGUCUGCGUGUGGAAUUAGUGUGAAGGAAAAAAAAGUAGAAGAGGAGAGACAUUUGCGAGCUAAUGACAGGGACUUCAACUUGUCGUUUAAGUAUGCCAACAAUUCCAUCAAGACAUCUAAGUACAACGUGUUCACCUUCCUCCCUCUCAAUCUGUUUGAGCAGUUUCAAAGACUGGCCAAUGCUUACUUUGUCUUUCUUCUCAUCUUACAGCUGAUUCCUCAAAUCUCGUCUCUGUCCUGGUUCACGACUGUAGUUCCACUGCUGCUGGUGCUGUCUAUAACCCUAGCCAAAGAUCUCUCUGAUGACAUUACCAGACACAAGAAUGACAAACAUGUGAACAACAGAAAAAUAGAAGUGCUCAUUAAUGGAGAGCUGAAGAGUGAAAAAUGGAUGAAUGUUCAAGUGGGCGACAUUGUCAAGCUGGAAAACAAUGAGUUUGUCACAGCAGAUUUGUUGUUACUUUCUAGUAGUGAACCUCUCAACCUCAUCUACAUUGAAACGGCUGAGCUGGACGGGGAGACCAACCUGAAGGUGAAACAGGCUCUGACAAUCACAGGAGACCUGGGCAACGACAUCCAGCAACUAGCAGCAUUCAGUGGUGAGGUGCGCUGUGAGCCUCCAAACAACCGUCUGGAUAAGUUCACAGGAACUCUGACAGUGAGAGGAGAGACGUUUGCUCUAGAUAAUGAGAGGAUUUUACUCAGAGGAUGUACCCUCAGAAACACAGAGUGGUGCUUCGGCCUGGUGGUGUUUGGAGGUCCUGACACAAAACUCAUGCAGAACUCUGGGAAAUCCAUGUUUAAGAGAACCAGCAUUGAUCAUCUUAUGAAUGUCCUAGUGAUGUUUAUUUUUGGUUUUCUGGCCUUCAUGUGCACCAUCUUGUCCAUUGGGAAUGCCAUUUGGGAAUACCAAGAAGGGAAUUCCUUCAUUACUUUCCUCCCCAGGGCUGAUGGGGCAAAUGCAUCUCUCUCAGCAUUUCUUACUUUCUGGUCCUACGUCAUCAUCCUCAACACUGUGGUUCCCAUCUCUCUCUAUGUCAGUGUUGAGAUCCUUCGUCUGGGGAACAGUUAUUUCAUUGACUGGGAUCGUAAAAUGUAUCACGUCAAGAGUGACACACCAGCCCAGGCCAGGACAACCACUCUAAAUGAAGAGCUGGGUCAGAUCAAAUAUAUCUUCUCUGAUAAGACAGGAACUUUAACCCAGAACAUCAUGACCUUCAACAGAUGCUCCAUCAAUGGAAAAUCCUAUGGUGAAGUUGUGGACUUUGCUGGGCAGAGGGUUGAAGUCACCGAGAAGACCGAGAAAGUUGAUUUCUCCUGGAACUCUCUUGCUGACCCAAAGUUCUAUUUCUAUGACCACAAGCUGGUGGAAGCAGUAAAGUUAGGCUCUCCAGAGGUCCAGGACUUUUUCCGUCUGCUGGCACUCUGCCACACUGUCAUGCCUGAGGAAAAAACAGAAGGAGAGCUAUUUUACCAGGCUCAGUCUCCAGACGAAGGGGCUCUGGUCACUGCAGCAAGGAAUUUCGGCUUUGUAUUUCGUUCACGUACCCCAGAAACCAUCUCUCUGGUGGAGAUGGGAGUGCCCACCACCUAUGAGCUACUGGCAGUGCUGGACUUCAACAAUGUCCGCAAGAGGAUGUCUGUUAUUGUUCGUAGUCCAGAGGGCAAGCUGACACUGUACUGUAAGGGAGCUGACACAAUUAUCUACGAGAGGCUGCAUCCAUCAUCCUCCAAACUCAUGGAGGUCACCACACAACAUCUAAACGAAUAUGCUGGAGAGGGUCUGAGGACAUUGGCUUUGGCCUAUAAAGACUUAGAAGAAGACGAAUUUGAGAAGUGGAGAGAACGCCAUCAUGAGGCCAGCAUCGCUUUGGAUGACCGUGAGGCAAAACUGGACACAAUUUAUGAAGAGAUUGAGAAAGAUUUAAUGCUCCUUGGUGCUUCUGCAGUUGAGGAUAAACUUCAAGAUGGCGUGCCUCAGACCAUUGAGCAGCUCGCCAAAGCUGACAUCAAAAUUUGGGUGCUUACUGGAGACAAACAAGAGACUGCUGAGAACAUUGGUUAUUCUUGUAAUAUGCUGCGAGAGGAAAUGAAAGAGAUCUUCGUAGUGGCCGCCAACACAGCAGAGGAAGUGAGAGAAGAGCUUGUAAAUGCCAGGAAAAAGAUGUCACCAGAAUCGGGGGAUGAUCCACCCAUUGAGAAGAGCAGACUUCUGGGCAAAAAAUCUCAGGUGGUGGAAGACGAGAAGGUUGAUGGGGAGUAUGGACUGGUAAUAAAUGGCCACAGUCUGGCAUUUGCUCUGCAGAAGGACAUGCAGCUGGAGCUUUUGAGGACUGCAUGUAUGUGCCAAACAGUCAUCUGUUGCAGGGUCACCCCUCUCCAGAAAGCUCAAGUGGUGGAACUUGUCAAGAAGCACAAGAAAGCUGUCACUUUAGCUAUUGGAGAUGGAGCCAAUGAUGUCAGCAUGAUCAAAACUGCCCAUAUUGGUGUUGGCAUUAGUGGGCAGGAGGGCAUGCAGGCGGUUCUCUCCAGUGACUUCUCCUUUGCUCAGUUCCGUUACCUCCAGCGCCUCUUGUUGGUCCACGGCCGAUGGUCCUAUCUGCGUAUGUGUAAGUUUCUGCGCUACUUCUUCUACAAGAACUUCACCUUUACCUUUGUCCACUUCUGGUAUGGCUUCUUCUGCGGCUUCUCUGCACAGACUGUGUAUGAUGAGUGGUUUAUUACACUCUACAAUCUGGUGUAUACGGCUUUACCUGUUAUUGGCCUCAGUCUCUUUGAUCAAGAUGUAAAUGACCGCUGGAGUUUUCAGUAUCCUCAUCUGUACUCACCUGGUCAGUUAAACCAGUAUUUCAGUAAGAUGGCUUUCGCAAGGAUUCUUCUGCACAGCUGCUACAGCUCACUCGUCCUCUUCUUCGUACCUUGGGCAGCCAUGUGCGACACCGUCAGAGAUGAUGGCAAAGACAUUGCAGAUUAUCAGUCUUUUGCCCUGCUAGCACAGACCUGCCUGCUUAUUGCUGUCAGCGUGCAGCUGGGUUUGGACACAUACUAUUGGACAGCAGUGAAUCAGUUCUUCCUGUGGGGCAGUCUUUCAGUGUAUUUUGCUGUCACCUUCACCAUGUACAGCAACGGCAUGUACUUGAUCUUCACGUCGUCUUUUCCUUUUAUCGGCACUGCAAGAAACUCUCUGAACCAGCCAAACGUGUGGUUGACCAUCUUCCUGACCACCAUACUGUGCAUAUUGCCUGUGGUGGCAAAACGGUUCCUCUUCAUCCAACUCAAGCCCACUAUCAAUGACAAGGUGCGCCAUAAGGUCAGACAGGCCAAAGCUGUGCCUCCACCGCCUCCUCGUAAAUUCCCUCGACGCCGAAUCAGUACGCGGCGAUCUGGUUACGCCUUCUCUCAUGCUCGUGGUUAUGGAGACCUUGUCACCUCUGGACGUUUCCUGCGUAUUCCAGUUAAGAGCAGACCAGCUCUUUUCCCCCACACUGAUACGCCAGUGGCUGACAGCACACCUCAGACUUAUCGAACCAUCUUUGAGGAGGCUCAGAGUCCCUAAAACUCCUUAUUCUGUUGUAUAUUUUCUUGUGAUGACUUGCCGACAAACUAGUUUUGACAUUCACACACACACACAAACACACACACAUAUAUAUAUAUAUAUAUAUAUAUAUACACACACAGUAUAUGUUUAUUUUAAUUUUAUGACAUCAAAAUGUUGCAUAAAAAGAGGUCUAGAGAUUAUUCAAGAAGAGCUUCACACAAGCACAUUUCAUGUACUUUUAAUUGUGUAUGACAGUUUCAUAAAUGUUUUGUAUGUUUUUUUCAUGCUUUUUUUUAUCAAUUAAUACUUGAUUUGACAUACUUUAUCAUAUUUUGUGCUAAGGUGCAAAUGUGCCUUGAUUAGUGAUAAAUAUAAUAAACUUAAAACUACAAAAACAAAAAAAUAAUAAUAAUUUAAAUUUGUAUUUAGGUAAUUUUUUGGUGUAUCAAGAAUCAAAUUAAAUUGGUUUUAUUAGUAUAUGUAGUAAUAUAUGUUAAGUUCUGAGAUCAAUGCAUUUGUGAAACACACCAUUUUAAGCAAAUGAUUGAAAUUCAUAAAGCAAAUUUUUAGUUAACAUAUUAAUAAAAAGCAAUACAAUAUAUGGAUACACUUUAUAUUAUAUAUACUUACCUACUAUAUGACAACAUUUUAAUGAAUAAUUUGAUUCAAUGUGCUUAUUGCAUACAUAUUUUCUCAGUACAUUGUACAUUUAAAAAAAGCUGCAUGUAUCUUUACUUCUGUAGUACUGUUUAUCUUUUUUAUCAUUUUCCACCUCAAUAAAUAAAUAAUUUAUAUUUUCUGACUUACAGUAUGUACAGUACAUUAAAGACACCUAAUAUAAAAUGGGGCCAAACAAAUAAGCAUAAAGCAUUCUUAUAAAGAAAACAUUUACAACAACAUCCUUUUUGGAAACUGCAUCUGUAAAAACACUUUGUAAAGCCUGCCCUUACUAUAUAAUGUUACAUUGUUUUGAUCUUUGUUCUAGAAUGCUUAAAGAUUUUUUUUAGAAUAGUGGAUUAUCCUCACGUUGCAUUCAUGUCCAUUUCAAAACUGAUUACAAGACUUCCCCUUGGAAAAACAAGGCUGCAGGAGUGAUGGAAUGUUCCAGUUUGUCAUUGUUUUCUGCUUGAGUGAACUGGAUGAGCUUGAUGAAAUUGUACAGGAGGUUUGACUGACAGGCGGCCUGUCCUAAUAAAACUCUGAAUGAUGCAUA
Molecule: messenger RNA, 4958 nt
Organism: Puntigrus tetrazona (Sumatra barb)
Lineage: Eukaryota; Metazoa; Chordata; Actinopteri; Cypriniformes; Cyprinidae
Gene: atp8b5b
Product: ATPase phospholipid transporting 8B5b
Exons: 28
Coding region: 194-3763 (1189 amino acids)
Biological process (GO): Golgi organization; phospholipid translocation
Cellular component (GO): plasma membrane
Molecular function (GO): ATP binding; ATPase-coupled intramembrane lipid carrier activity; ATP hydrolysis activity
Source: RefSeq, a predicted model, not a curated record